Cydia fagiglandana is the source of this 2443-nucleotide messenger RNA. It is a transcript of the gene Prosalpha6, whose product is annotated as proteasome subunit alpha type-1. The record is from RefSeq and is a predicted model, not a curated record. Bases 119 to 967 code for a protein of 282 amino acids. Gene Ontology annotation, biological process: ubiquitin-dependent protein catabolic process; proteasomal protein catabolic process. Gene Ontology annotation, cellular component: proteasome core complex, alpha-subunit complex; nucleus; proteasome core complex. The transcript has 7 exons. Lineage: Eukaryota; Metazoa; Arthropoda; Insecta; Lepidoptera; Tortricidae.
CAUAGACAAGCGUCAUUAUUGUUUGACGUUUGUAUUUUCAAUUUUGCUUUUCAUCGUACGCUAAGCGUACAAUAUUGUGAAUAUCGGUGAUAUUAUCAAUUAAAAACUCUUCUUAACAAUGUUCAGAAACCAGUAUGACAGUGAUGUCACAGUCUGGAGUCCCCAGGGCCGUAUCCACCAGGUGGAGUACGCUAUGGAAGCCGUCAAGCUAGGUUCGGCGACUGUAGCGCUGAAGAAUAAGGAGUUUGCAGUAUUGAUAGCUUUAAAACGGGCUGUCAGUGAGUUAUCGGCAUAUCAGAAGAAGAUUAUUCCCAUUGAUGAGCAUAUUGGAAUUUCUAUCUCAGGAUUAACUGCUGAUGCUAGAAUGUUAAGCCGUUACAUGCGCACAGAGUGCCUAAACCACCGCUACUCCCAUGACUCUCCGAUGCCUGUGGGCCGCCUCAUCGCCAUGGUCGGCAACAAGAUGCAGAUCUGCACGCAGCGGUACGACAAGCGGCCGCUCGGUGUUGGCUUGCUGGUUGCUGGUUAUGAUGAUCAAGGCCCGCACAUCUACCAGACCUGCCCAUCUGCUCUCUACUUCGACUGCCGCGCCAUGGCCAUUGGCGCGCGCUCGCAGUCCGCCAGGACUUACCUCGAGAAGCAUCUCAACACCUUCCAGGAUUGUGACCUUCAUGAGCUGGUAGCUCACGGCUUGAGGGCUCUGAGAGACACGCUGCCCAAUGAAGUGGAUCUUAAUACUAAGAACGUCUCCAUCGCCAUCGUCGGUCCCAAGACCCCACUGCGGAUCAGCGACGAGGCCGAGCUGACGCAGUUCCUGGCGCUCGUGGAGGGCGAGGAGCGGCGCGGGGGCGGCGCGGGCGCAGCGCCCACCGGCGACGCGGGCGCCGCCCCGCCCGGGGGGGAGGGGGACGAGCGGGACGGCAGGGACAGGGAGCCGCAGGUCGCGGUGGCGAUGGACACAGAAUAAGCGCCAGCGAACGGCUGCGGCCGGGUGACAUCCGUGACCCAGUGGACACAGUGAUUUACAAGACCUCGAUGUCCAUCUGUCCCCCGGUCCCGACCAUAGCCUUCCUUCCUCCCGCCCGUUGGACACAGAAAGACCUGCCUUGGCCAGUGUUCGAGGUUGCUUGUUGACUGGUACUUUUAAAUUUUAUACGUUAAAUUUAAAAAAAAACUCAUCACGUGGAGUCACCGGACAGACCUAGCUUAUAGUUCGUUUUUUUAGCAUUAGAAAUAUGGUAAACAAUUUUGAUGUGUAUUUUAAUUGAAAAACACAUUUUAAAAAUAAGUAACGGCAAAUAUGUAACAAUUAUGAAUCUAAUACGAUCGUUUAUAUUCUUUUGCUUUCAUAAGUAAUAGUUUUUGAUUUUAUAAAAGCAUUUUUCAAUUAAAAGACAUGUCAAGAUCGCUUACCUUCUUGCAAGUUCUUUCUAAUGCUAAAAAAAAACGAACUAUAGUGUGUACCACUAAAUAAACCAAUGUAAAUGUAACUUACUGAUUACCAAAAUAAAUUUUACUUUACUAUCAGUACAUCAUCGUGAACCGUAUUUGCAAAAAAUAGUCACGUGAUCGUUGCUCCAUACAAACAUAGUUCCCAUUUUCCGCUCAGGAUAUUAACGUUAUAGGAAUUAUUAUUACUCAAAUUGAUGUAUAGUAUGCCCCUCGUUAUUUUUUCUUUAAAUUUUUAAAUUAUCAUAAAAGUUAAGAACUUUUGCUAGAAUUCGUUUUUCACUCCUAACUCUUAUCAUAAUCAAAUAAUCGAAAAAAGUGGCAUGUUAAUAUACAAUAAAUUGUAUAAAAACAUUUUCCUUUGUUGAUAUUUAUGUCGCUAGAAAAUUGGCUUUGUGACUGAAACUAGGCAUCUAUAUUUCUGCACUAUUUAUUGAACUCAAUAACAUUACAUAAAUUGAGUCGCUUAACUUCAAACUCGGGUAAAUCCAUCCGUCAGAUUAUGCAAUUUUGGUAUUAAGAAAACGUAAUAGGGUAGAUAUUUGCUGAGAGGGUCCAAUGGAUUUACCAGAGUUUGAAGUUAAGCGACACAAUUGUCAUUCUAAGGAACAUUCAUUUUAUUUUAUUUAUUAGGAGAACAACAGAGUAAAAUGUACAUAAGAUCUUAAAAACUAACUUACAUACUAAAACAUGCAUUUUCCUCCCUGGCAGUUCUCACCGAGAACUAAAAUUCUAUGUCAUUCUAUGUAAACAAACCGCCUUAUUAAAAUUAUCUCUGAAUGUCCAUUUACUAGUGACUUGUUUACAUGUUAGCAAGUUCCGUAGAAUGACACUUUAUAUGUAAUGUUCGACUAAUAGUUUCCAUAAUACUGAAACUGCCAGUGACUUGAUGUCUCGAGCACUGGCCAAGGCAGAACGAAAGUAAAAAUUGUAUUUUGCAUUUUUAGUAUCUAUUGUUUGUUUCUGUGUAAAAUAAAGCGCGCAUAUCUUUAUA